AUGGCUGAAACUGCUACUCAAUCUGAGGCCAUCAAGGUUACUAUUAAAAUUCCAGACUCAAUUGCCUCUAAAUCAAAUAAUGUCACUCAUCGUGGUAAAUCUAAUAAAAAUAAUGCAUCCGCAAAGAAUAAUAGCACAAAAGAGUUAGUAUUACCAUUUGAUAGAUCUUCCAAAGUUAAUAGUGUCUUUAACUUGAUGAGCUUUCCAACAGCCACAAGAUAUUUUACUAAUUUUAACUUGAAAUAUAACGGUAAGAUCUUAAAUCAUGAUGAGACUUUUGAAGAAAUCUUAAAUGAUAAGGAUAAGAAAAUAGAUAACUUCACUUUAAAUAUCGAUAUCAAGCCUUACACUACUAACGAAGCUCUGAAACAUAUUAUAAAUGUUCGUGAAUUUAUUGGUUUCUCUGAUGAGUCUGUUGAUGCAUUAUCUGAAUUUGCUAUCUCAACAGGUUCAAAAUUCUCUGAAUUGAAAUUCGAUGAAAUCAAAGAAAAAUCUUCAAUUGAAGAAGUUACUUCUUCAACUACUGAAGAAGAACAAAAGAAGAAAACUGUUUUGAAAAUCGAUGAAGCAGAAAAACAAAAAUUUAUUGAAAACGUGCAUGAAAUCUUCGAACUUGCUAAAUCUUCUUCAAUCAAAAAUAUCAUGUCCACUGAGAUGAAUUUAGUUAAACCUUGUGUUCGUUCAUUAGCUCUAUCUUCUUAUAAUCCUGUACCAGCUUUCUAUAGAACUAAGGGCCAUCUUCUAUAUUUACAAGUUAUAACUUUAGAAGGUGAAACGUUUCACAUUACUUGUAUUCCAUCUGGUUUCUAUGUUAACAAUUCUACUGUUAACAGAUUCGAUCCAUCAAUUAAAAUUCUUGACAGCUCUAUCGCUAAUGAGGAUGAAUUAAUCAAAUAUACUUUAUUUGAUUUAUUAUCAACUGUUUCCAAGAAAUUUUCUUCCCAUGUUAAUGACUUAGACAAGAACUUAGAAAAAUUAGAUUCUGUCCAAUAUGUUAAGGCUGUUUCAACUUAUUUACAUAAGCCAUGGCUAAUUACAAAUAUCCCGUCCAAUCCUGGUGAUUAUAUGAAAUUACAAAUUGAAUCAUUUAAUGCUGAUGAAAACCAAAACUACAAUUCCGAAUUCCAAACUAUUUUAGAAUUGCCAACUUCAAGUGUUGAACAACGUUUAGAGUAUGAAAGAUUAUCAAAUAAGAUUAUUCAUGAUUUUACCACCUCUUCUGUUAAAGGUGCUAUGUCAAUCUUGUACAAGGAUCUUUCAGCCUUAAACCCUGAUGAUGAUAUUCAACAACAAAUUUUCUUGAAAGAUCGUAUAUUUUAUUCUUUUGUUGAUGAUAUUAAUGGCGAUUUUGCUACUAAAGGUGGAGAAGCAGCUGCUAUUGCUUCAUCAAAUCAAGAUUUACAUACCAUUAACAUUUUGAAUCGUUUAAAUAUUAAAAAUAUCCAUUAUUUAUUAACUACUAUCAUUGACUUUGCUGGUAGAAGAAUAUUAGCACAAACUCCAAUUCCAGGGUUAUUGAGCCCAGUUGGAUUACAAACUGUUAAGGAUCCAGAAACAAAUGAAGAAACUGUCCAAGACUUGCCAAACGACAUUACUGUUAAACAUGGGUUUAAUGACACCUUGAAUGAAUUAGUCUUCGAUAAAUCUUUUGACGACUUAAUUAAAGAAGAUUUUUCAAGAUUAUUCCAUUUGAAAACUCACGAAAUUCAAGGUAAUGAUAUUUCUUUUGCCUCUACAACUAAAGGUAUCACUGGUUCAGACAAAAGAAACUAUAUUAUAGAUUUGGCUAAUACCUAUCCUUUAGAUGUCAACUUUGCCAAAGAACAUUUUGACGAUAAAUCUGAAACUGAACGUUAUCCACAUAGACAAACUUUGUUAAGACCAGAAUUAGUUGAAAAUUGGUGGGCUUCGAAAUUGAAAGAAACUGAUAAAACCAUCGAAAAUGGGUUUAACGAAAGAUUAUUUACUUAUAACCCUGAUGCUUAUCAAGUUAAAGGCGUCGAAGAUUCGAAUAUUCAAGAAAUGUCUGAUUAUUUAAAAGAAACUGUUAUUCCCUCUGUGUUGAACAAAAUUGUAUCUGGUGCUGUAAAUGUUCCAUACAAUGGCGAAAAUUUAAUUAAUAUUCUUCAUAAAGACGGUAUUAACGUUCGUUACUUGGGCUAUUUUACUGAUUUAGCCAAGAAAGAACUUAAGGAACAAACAGAAGUUUAUGAAAAUAGAUUGAAGGAAAUUGAAACCGGUAAUAAAGAUUAUCAAGAAUGGGAAGCUGAAUAUUUGAAAAAGAUUGAAACGAUGAUCACUGAAAGACAAAAACAGGUAAACAAAUAUAUUGAAGAAGGUAAAGAGGUUCCAAAAGAAUUAACUGGCGACUUGAACUUAGAUGAGAAUGAGAUUAGAAAACCUACCAAUGAAAAGCCAAUUAUCAUCAAUACUGAUGAAUUACUACCUUUAAUUAAUCUAGCUGAACUUGAAAUGAUUAGUCGUUCUUUGAAACAUAUCUUACGAGAACUAACAAAGCCAUUGCCAGUUCCUGUUGUUCCAUCUAUGAUUGCUUACAUCUUGAAUUUAUUAUUUGGUACCAAAUAUAACCCAGCUCCUGUUCCAGAAACAUCUGACCCGUUCUAUCACAAUGAUUCUUACGAAUUUUCGAAACUAAAAAGAGCUGACUUAUUAAAUAGAGUCGUUUCCCAAACUAAAUUACGUUUCCGUUAUGAUUUAGAUUCAGAAUGGAUUAAUAAAUUUGAUAAUUGUCCUUUUGUUUUAUUAAGAUCAAUCUCAAAGAAAUUCGGUAUUCAAUUAGUAAACAAAGACUACUACUUUUCUAAGGAUCAAUAUGAUCAAUUUGUUAGUACACAAGACAAGAAAGUGAAAAAUAAGCUUGUUGCACCAGAGAACACAUUCUCUUCUAAUGAUUUAACUAUUGUUCCUGUCAUUAAAGGCUUGGAUCAUUAUUCUUCACUAAGUGAAGAGUUCUGGAACGAAGGUCUUGCAUCAAUGGAAGAAAAUGGAAAAAUUGGAUUAACUUUAUUAGGUCAAUCUGUUGCUGUAACAGAGGAAGUUUACGGUAUUUUACAUAAAUCUGUGGCUGAAAAAUACUUAAGUUUAUCUACCGUCUACUCUAAAUUAAAUUUAAUUCCUGAAGCAAUUGCGUUCUGCCGUAAAUCUUGUAUGAUCUAUGAAAGAAUUUGUGGUGUUGAUUCUUUUGAAUUAUUAAGAGCCAUGUCAAAUUUAGCUUUCCUAGAAUAUUCUAAUGGUAGUCCAUACAAUGCUUCUGUUGUUUAUAAGAGAUUGGUUGAAACUUCUAAAGCCUUUAAUUCUUCUGAACUAAAGGAUUCCUCAAUUGUUAAUGCAUUUAAUAGCUUAGAACAAUUAUCUUUAGGUAUCGAAGACGCAAGAUUAACCAUUGAAAUCUUAAAUAAGACAAGUGAAUUAAUCGUUGAAAUGGGUGGCAAAGAUUCUUUAGCCUAUGCUACUAACGAAUCUAAGAUUGGUAAUCUAUACGCAAGUGCAAAGGAAUAUCAAAAAUCCUUAAGUCAUUUGGCUGUUACUCGUGAAAUAUUUACCAAACAAUUGGGUAUUAAUAAUCUAACAACUGUUCAAUCUAGACAAUGGGUUGAAGGACUAAAUGGUAUUAUUCAAGAUGCACGUAACAAAAAGAAAUUGGAAGCUGAACAAUCUGGCAGUAGCAGCACUAAGGUAAAAUCAAAUAACAAUACUACUAAGAAACACAAUAAGAAAGCUGAAAAGGUUCAAGAAGAUUUAGCUGACAAGUCUGUUGAUGAGUUAUUAGCAUUUAUUGAAAGUGGCGAUCAAAAGAAAUCUGAUAAGAAGAAAUCUAAGAAAUCUGGUAAGAAAUAA
Molecule: messenger RNA, 3858 nt
Organism: Henningerozyma blattae CBS 6284
Lineage: Eukaryota; Fungi; Ascomycota; Saccharomycetes; Saccharomycetales; Saccharomycetaceae
Gene: CLU1
Product: translation initiation factor 3 subunit CLU1
Exons: 1
Coding region: 1-3858 (1285 amino acids)
Biological process (GO): intracellular distribution of mitochondria
Cellular component (GO): cytoplasm
Molecular function (GO): mRNA binding; protein binding
Source: RefSeq, a predicted model, not a curated record